This is a messenger RNA of Cottoperca gobio, 2231 nucleotides long. It is a transcript of the gene dek, whose product is annotated as DEK proto-oncogene. Lineage: Eukaryota; Metazoa; Chordata; Actinopteri; Perciformes; Bovichtidae. The transcript is spliced from 12 exons. The record is from RefSeq and is a predicted model, not a curated record. Gene Ontology annotation, biological process: regulation of double-strand break repair; chromatin organization. Bases 16 to 1497 code for a protein of 493 amino acids. Gene Ontology annotation, molecular function: histone binding; DNA binding. Gene Ontology annotation, cellular component: nucleus.
UCAACACGAAGCAGGAUGACGUCACCAUUCCUUGGUCCAAUCAGUGGAGCGGCUCCUGCAGUAAACAGAAACCCCGCCCCCAACAGAAACCGCCAUCAUGAAAUUAAAAUCAAGAAACUGACAGAUGAGAUGCAGUCACUCCGCCGCUUCAUAACUAGGAUUAAUCGGACAGACCGAGGCAGUGAAGAUACGAGUGGCGUGGCAGAGGAAGCGAUGGACCAGUCGAGUCUGAACAAAAGCACCUCCAAAAUAUCUGCUGCAGGAGAAAUCAUCGAAAGCAAGCGAGCGAAGAAGACUGUCGAGAGGCUCGACUUCCAGGCUCCCAAGCAGAAGGAGAAGCUCAAGACUGGAGACGGUAGCGGAGAUAAAUUAGGAGACAUUCCCCGCACCGGUUAUCAGAUCACCAAGAUGAAGCCGGUGGACCUGAAACCUCUGCACACCAUCCUGUUCGACAGACCGGGAAAGAUGGCGAUAUUAAAAAAGAACUUGCGUCUGUUUAACGGCUUUCCUUUUGACGCGGAGAGCGAACAGUACACCAACAAACGAGAAAGACUUCUCAAGAAUUCCAAGUUCACCAAAACCAAACUGAAGGUCGUCUGUGGGGUUUUGGAUCUGGAGAAGAAAGGAGACCAGUCGGAUCUCGUCGACAGGAUCCUGACUUUCCUCAUUGCACCGAACAGCGGGAAGCGUCUGCCCGUGAAGAAGAAGAAGAGGAAAUCGAAGAAGAAACUGUUGGGCGACGACUCGAUGGUCAACACCAAGAAGAAGAGCAAAACAAAACCCAUGAGCUCGUCGUCCAGUCCCAAGAAGUCCAAAACGGGAAGCAAGUCCAAAGCCAUCAUCAUGGUCUCCAGCAGCGACGAGGACGACGAUGAGGAAGAUGAGAAGGUGGGGGCUUCAGCUGAGGCGGAGGGAUCAGAUACAGAAGACAAACCAUCAGACAAAGAGGAAGACCAGUCUGACAAGUCAGAGGAGUCUGCAGACGAAGAGGAAGAGGAGUCUCCCAAAUCACAGUUGGGCAGAGGGAAGUCUGCUUCCAAAAAAUCAGCACCAGUGAAAAGACUGAGGAUUCCUGCGAGGAAGACGGGUCCUCCUAAAAAGAGAGCAAAGAAGGAGGUUUCAGCUGAGUCCGAACCUGCUGCUGACACUGAAGCUGAGGAGAAGCCUAAAAAGAAGAAAUCAGCUCCAGUCAAACCUGCUGCCAAAACCAAGAAGGUGGACAGUAGCAGCAACAGCAAAAACAACACAAACACAGUAGAGGACAGUUCAGACGACGACGAGCCGCUCAUCAAGAUGAUCAAGAAAGUGCCGACUGACGAGCAGCUGAAGGAGACGGUGCAGAGUCUGCUGAAGGAGGCCGACCUGGAUGAAAUGACCAUCAAACAGAUCUGCCAGAGGGUGUUUGACACCUUCCCAGACCACGAGCUGGCCAGCAAGAAGGACUACAUCAAACAGACCGUGAAAUCUAUGAGACCCAAAGAAAAGGAGACAUUUUGAAGAGCUGGCCUCAGGAAAGUGAUGUAAUGAUUAGUGUCUUCAUAGAUACAGAAGAUGAUGUUUAGGAUUGUGUAGCAGCUCCCACAGAUGUGACGCUGACAGAAGGUGCCGAGUGUUCCUGCUCGUCUCCAGCAGGUCGAUGAAGGGCAAGAAACUGAUCAAGUUAACAAACACAAAGCAGGAGAGCAACAGAAACUACGCAGCUGAGUUGGGAGAUCUACUGAAGAUUAAAGAUCAGCAGAGACUUUAGAUUUCUUACAGAUGAUGAUUUAAUCUGCUGAUGCUUCAGAAGGAUCUGGAGAUUCAGCUGCUUUUCACUGCUUGGCAGUAAUUGUGGUAAUAAUGAUGAAUGACGGGGGAAAGUCACCGUGUGAUAUAUUUAAUACAGGACAUGUUGCCUCUGAUAGAUGAACACAGAAUGGACAAAGUGAACUCGUUCACUGCAAAUAACAAACACUUUCAUGAAGAUAGUGAGACAUGUCCCAAGAUGAUGUCUUUCAGUGUCUUUAGUCACAAAGAUAUUCACUUUAAUAUGAUGCAGAGAAAAGCAGCAAAUCUCCACAUUGAGAGGGUGGAAAACGCAUUUCAAGACAUUUUAGCACGAAGAAGCACUUUAACCAUCACUCUUGUAGAUAUCUGCAGAUUUCUUCUUCUGUCAGGGAUUAGUGGAGUUAUCGUUGCAACACUGCAGCGUGUUUCCUUUUCAGCAGUUUGACUGUUUGUGAUUGUGAGGC